AUGGGAUAUGAGGGUGAUAAAUUCACAUGGAGCAAUAGACAAUUCGAAAGAAACUUUAUUAGAGAAAGACUGGACAGAAUCUUAGCUACAAAUAGCUGGCGAAUUGAAUUUUCAGCAACUGUUGCGAAGCAUCUAGAGGACACAGGUUCUGAUCAUAGACCGUUACUUCUCAGUUCGGGGAUGGAGGAAAGGAGAGAGAAGCGUCGUUUCAGGUUUCAGGAAUCCUGGUGUGAGAAUGAAGAGGUUAUUAAUCUUAUCAAAAGGUCUUGGAAGGUUGACAUUCAAGGCUCACUAAUGUACAAGCUGGUUGGGAAAUUAAAACAUUGCAGGCAUAAGAUUGUUGAAUGGCAAAGAACCUCUUCGUCUAACUCACAAACCAAUAUUCAUCACCUUAAGGAUCAGCUUGUUUAA
Molecule: messenger RNA, 411 nt
Organism: Arachis duranensis
Lineage: Eukaryota; Viridiplantae; Streptophyta; Magnoliopsida; Fabales; Fabaceae
Exons: 1
Coding region: 1-411 (136 amino acids)
Source: RefSeq, a predicted model, not a curated record